AUCUUUCCACCUCGAGGGUGGAAAAAAAAUUUCGGAGAAGAAAAAUGCCCGUUAGGGCCUCCUUCUCCUUCUCCGCCUUGUUUCGAGAGGAAGACAGAAGGGGACGGCAGCUCUGUCUUCCGCAGUAGCUCUUCCCCGCAGAUUGGGAGGCUCCGCUCUGCACUCGACCCCUGCUUUCGCACAUCUCCCUCAGGUCGGAAGCUCCGGUGACUCCAGCAUGCCCAAUUGAUUCUCACUCCAUCCGCCGUGUGGACCUGUGGUUACUCAAGUUAUCAGAAGAAUGGAUAUUUCUAGCCCUGCAGCUUUUGUCAAUGCAGAACUAUUAAAGAUGUAUACAGGGCGUAGGGUGCGGACUGUAGUUAAGGUUUUGCAGAAUGAUGGUGGGAUUCUUACUGGGCAAUCACCAGAUGGCCAUCAAAUAUCUGUUAAGGGCCUCACUCCUUCCAAGUUGUCACAAUAUGUCGAAGUUAUUGGUGUUGCUGACGGCAAUCAAUCGAUACGUGCUGAAAUAUGCACAAAUUUUGGUGAUACUUUUGCUCUGGAUAACUUCAAUAAGUUGUGUCAUCUAGCAAAUUCAGAGUACAAGAGUCUGUUCAUCUAGGAGUGGUUUCCAGUGGAUGUUGCACCCUUCUUUCCUUUCAGAGGGUUGGAAGGCUUAAUUUUCAGCUUUAAAUCAAAUUUUGUUUUGGAAAGCAGUAUGUAUAUGAAGAAAUCUGUAUACAUUUGGUUCUUUACGGAGAUCUUUCAGUUCAUGUGCAUGUGUUUUUAAAAACUUAUCAGACUGGAAAGUUGAAUGUCUAUUGGCUACUGAAAGAAAGAAAGCACUAUAUCUUAUUUGCA
Messenger RNA from Nymphaea colorata (pocket water lily), 840 nucleotides. RefSeq names its product replication protein A 14 kDa subunit-like. The transcript is spliced from 4 exons. Bases 281 to 601 code for a protein of 106 amino acids. Gene Ontology annotation, cellular component: nucleus. Lineage: Eukaryota; Viridiplantae; Streptophyta; Magnoliopsida; Nymphaeales; Nymphaeaceae. The record is from RefSeq and is a predicted model, not a curated record. Gene Ontology annotation, molecular function: DNA binding. Gene Ontology annotation, biological process: DNA repair; DNA recombination; DNA replication.